Andrographis paniculata is the source of this 1932-nucleotide messenger RNA. Its product is annotated as transcription factor PIF7-like. Bases 127 to 1659 code for a protein of 510 amino acids. Gene Ontology annotation, molecular function: protein dimerization activity. The record is from RefSeq and is a predicted model, not a curated record. NCBI's taxonomy places the organism in Eukaryota, Viridiplantae, Streptophyta, Magnoliopsida, Lamiales, Acanthaceae. The transcript is spliced from 6 exons. Gene Ontology annotation, cellular component: nucleus.
AUAUAUACAUACUUCAUACACACACAACAGAUGAAUCCCUCAUCCCACACAGUCCAAUUCAAUUUCUAGAGAGAGAGAGAGAGAGAGAGAGAGAGAGUGAGAGUGAAUGAGAUCAGAGAUAUAUAUAUGAAGAUGAUGAGUAGUAGUCAGUGCAUAGUGCCCAGCUGGAAUCUCACCCAUCAAAGACCACAACAACAUGAACAAGAACAAGAAGCUGCUGCUGUUACUAAUGGUGGAAAUGGCAAUGGAGGAGAGAGAAACAGAUCGUCUUCUUCCUCUCACCAAUUAGCAACUCACGUGCAAUCAGACCACAACCUCACUAACUAUGUUGUCCCCAUGGCUAACUAUGAGGUUACUGAGCUUACCUGGGAAAAUGGACAAUUGGCUUUACAUGGCCUUGGAGGAAUCCUUCCUCAGAUCAAAUCUACGGCGGCGGCGCCGGCUGCAACCACCUGGGGUAAACCUGAAGAUCACACUCUUGAAUCGAUUGUUCAUCAGGCAACUUUCUCGAGCUUCCACCAGAAUAAUCUUCAGGCUAAAAAUUCAGUGGCCCCCAAAUCCCCAAAAUGGGGAGACGACGUACAAAUGCUGCACAUUGAACAGAAUCAGGAGGGAAGCUUGAGCUCCAUAGCAGCAUCCUCCGCCGGAAAAUGGAGGGAGAAUUCCGGCCAGGGUAAUUCCAGGUACCUGGGAACGACGGCGGGGAAGAAUCCUGCAGGGGCGGUGAAUAAGCGGGGGAGGGCGGCGGAGCCGCCGCCGGAGAGGGGUAUGGGAAGAAGUAGAGGUUUUCCGGCGGAGGAGAGGGCGGCGGCGUCGGCGUCGGUGUGUGCCAGCGCCAGCGCGACGGUCGGCCGGGAAACCGACGCGACGAUGAUGACGUGGAACUCGUUCGAAUCUCCGAGGAGUUUGAAGAGCGCCCGAAUUGGCGGCGGCGAUGAUGAUUCCGGCUGCCAUUUUUCUAAUUCGGAAAACCAGGUGGAAGAAAGAGUGAACAAAAAGGGGGAAAGCUUUAGGAGAAGAAGUCGAGCUGCAGCCAUACAUAAUCAAUCAGAAAGGAGACGAAGGGACAGAAUCAAUGAGAAGAUGAGGGCUCUCCAGAAGCUGGUCCCAAAUGCCAGUAAGUCUCUGCAGACGGACAAGGCGUCGAUGCUGGACGAGGUAAUCGAAUACCUUAAACAGCUGCAAGCACAAGUUCAAAUGAUGAGUGCUGCAAGAAACAUGUCAAUGUCUCAAAUGGUGAUACCUCAGCAGCAUCAGCAGCAGCAGCAGCAGCAGCUCCAGCAGAUGUCUUUAAUGGCCGCGGCGCGAAUGGGAAUGGGAAUCGGGAUGGGAAUGGGAGUGGCGCCGGGAAUGCCGGCAGCCAUGGGAAUGCUUGAUGUCAACACCUUAGCAAGAAAUUUCCCAAACUCCAUUCCUUCCGCGGCCUCAUUCAUGUCGCCGCCAUUCUCCAUGCCUCCCGUUGUUCCAAAACCAAGCGCCCGCGAUCAUCAAGCUUCGAUGUCCAAUCUCAACGAGGCCUACCAAUCAUUUAUUGCACAACAGUCCAUGAACAUGGAUUUCUUCAACAAGAUGGCUGCUCUUUACAGACAACAAGCUACUAAUCAGACACCAAAGACACCAGUCACUUUGUCACAGCCAAACAAUGCCCAACAAGAAUGACGAUAUAUAGUUGUUCUUACAGUGAUAUAUAUGUUUGGAUCUAUCUAUAUCUAUCUGUCUGUCUAUUUAUAUGUUUGCAAGUGUGCAUAGGUUCACUAUACUACAUUUAUAAAUUCCUCGUCAAAAAAAGAAAGAACGAAAGAAAGAAGAUGAUACAUAUCUUGAGCUCAUUAGUUUAUCAGGAAAAGCUCAAACAGGGUUUUUGUAACUCUAGUAAAUUCUUAUUGUGUGUAAUUUUUAUGUCUUGUUAACAAUAAAAUUUUCAUUUCUUAA